This is a messenger RNA of Oncorhynchus tshawytscha (Chinook salmon), 502 nucleotides long. RefSeq names its product unconventional myosin-XV-like. The record is from RefSeq and is a predicted model, not a curated record. Lineage: Eukaryota; Metazoa; Chordata; Actinopteri; Salmoniformes; Salmonidae. The transcript is spliced from 5 exons. The annotation marks the transcript as partial.
UUCUAUACUGAUGAAGGAGCAUGGGCAGUGGGCGGAGCUAGCCGGUCAUGAUUACGUCAUGGAUCUGAUCUCAGACUUGGAGCUGCCGUCCGACUUCCCCAAACAGAAGAGUUACUUCAUCAUCUCAGCUGAGGAUCCUAAUAGGGUUCGAACCAACGCCAGCCUGACUCUGUUUGGCAGUGGUUUUGACAGUGAUGAAGAGCUGCCCCCGCCCUUCCUCAGCGCCACCCAACCUGCGUACAGCCUGCCAGGCUCUGACGGAUACUCCAGCCAUGUGGAGUCUGAUGUGUUCAGCCAUGGUCAGACUGAGAGAGGGGUGGAUCGCUACCUGGACAGCCUCUUCAACCCUGUGUUAUCAGACGGCAGCACGGACCUGGACAAGCCAGCCAGUAUGACAGGCCGGAUGAAAGGAGGAGGAGGAAUAGGAGGAGGAGAGGAGGAGAGGGGUCAGGCCCCCUCCAGCAGACCAUAUCCCCCAGGACUACAGCCCGGAGGUAUGUCU